Mizuhopecten yessoensis (Yesso scallop) is the source of this 3665-nucleotide messenger RNA. RefSeq lists its product as uncharacterized. The record is from RefSeq and is a predicted model, not a curated record. The coding region runs from base 456 to 3215 and encodes 919 amino acids. NCBI's taxonomy places the organism in Eukaryota, Metazoa, Mollusca, Bivalvia, Pectinida, Pectinidae. The transcript has 9 exons.
GAAACACUGGUGCGCAUGCAUAGGCAUAACUUAAUUAGCAUUCAUUACACGUAACAAAAUAGAUUUUGUGUGCUCAGCACUGUGGUUUCACGCGGAACCCGUCGUACAAUGUAGAAAUAUUUCCAUUGUCUUGAUUGGUUAGGUGCUGUGUGCUCUUGUGUAUUCAUUACAAUACGUACAUCAAAACGGUGCAUUCAAAAACAUAGCUAUACGUACAGAGUUCACGAUUUCAAGAAAUAAGGUAUAUAUACGUUGAAGAGAAAGCGAAACCACCCUUUUUGAAGUGUGUUUAACAGAAUUGCAGGAAUUGGUUUUUCUGCAGGUCAAUUAUUUGUGACGUGUGAUCAGGUGCUAUAUUGUAUCCGUGCGUGUUCCGGUGCAGCCGCAGACAGACUGUAGGGAAUUUAGAUGCUGAAGGAGCUAGUUGACUUACAUAGAUGGCAGUCAAAUAGACAAUGGAUUCUGACGAUGAGUAUGGCAACAAUACUGGCAGCAGAACAGGCCCACUAAGAAUUCUCAAUCUUGAUGACGAUGAAACAGAAAAUACAAAUGGUACAAGAAGGAAUAGCAGACAAGGAGGCAGAUCCAGCGGUCCAGGAGGAGGACACCAAAGAAACCCUGAGUCUUCUCAGAGUAGAAGUGAAAGCAGAGGCGGUAAUGCAGAGAGAGGACAUAGAGGAGAUGGCCGAAGACGAGGCAGUAGGGGUGGAAGAGGCGGGUCUAGAGGAGCAUCUGGUGGAUUGACUCGAGGAGCAUCUGGUGGAUUGACUCGAGGAGCUGCUGACCUCCGAAGAUAUUCUUCUCUCAGUAGAUUGGAUACGGUACCAAACAGAAAUGAGGAUGUACAAGAUGCUACUAAUGCUAGAUACCGUGAUAGUUCGAGACCAAGAAGAAAUGAUACUCGUUCCAGACCACCAAGAAUGUUUGGCUACAGGAAACUCAGUGAGCUCAGUGAAAAGACCAAUUCAGAUGAUGUUCUAAUGGAAUUACUGUUGGAAAGUAGUGGAUUUCAAACUCUAUUAAAGAACAUUAACAUGCAGAUCGACUGGAGUAGAUUGCUUCUAUCUGUACUAGGAAAAGCUUGCUCCUCUUCUAAAAGCCACAGCAAGUUACAAUUAGUGGGAUUAAUGGUUCAAGAGAAUGUCAUGAUGCUUCAAGUGACCACAUUCCUUGCAAAAAUCAAGUCCAGGAUUGCUGUGAUGCCCCCUUACCAUCUUCAGUGCAUAAUUCAAGAUGUCUGCAAGAUAAUGAAAGAGUUGAUGCAACGAAUGCCACAGGAGGUCCACACUGUUAGUAGUGCUGUGUUGAUGUUAGAUGCUAUUGCUGAGGACCAUACAUUCAAUUUACAACAGAAUCCAGAUAUUUUGGAAUUGAUUAAUGAUGUAUCUACAAUUAUGAAAACACUUGUACAGGACAUUGACAACCAAAGAAGAGAUAAAAACAUUCAACCUGGUGGCCGACGGAAUCAUAGAGACAUGGAAUCAUUGCCUCCCCCUAACAAUUUCAGAGAACUUCCGAUACUGCCUGAUCUGAAGGACCUGCAAUUCAAUGAGACACCAAAUGGAGGCUGUACCACACCAUGUGAAACACGUCUACCUUGUGGUCAUGUUUGUGAACAAUAUUGUCAUAUCUUUGACAGUGCUCAUCAGAAAUACCGUUGUUUGAAGCCAUGUGCUCAGGUUUGCGAUAAAGGACAUGUUUGCACUAAGAAAUGCUGGGAAGAGUGUGGGAAAUGCAUGAAGAACAUUAUCAAGACUAUUCCAGUUUGCAGGCACGAGCAAUUAGGCCCAUGUCAUCAGGAUCCCCACAGUUUCAAGUGUCGGUCAAAAUGCGAGAAAAAGCUGAUUUGUGGUCACAUAUGCAGCGGAACUUGUGGAAAGUGUAAAGAAUACAACACCCACCAGAUUCAAUGUCCAGAGCUCAUUCAGCGCAAAUUGAUUUGUGGACACUUCAUACAGUGCAAAUGUUACCAAAGAAUUGAAGACUUCUCUUGCACUGAAAAGUGCACUACUAAAUUAGAUUGCGGUCAUCCCUGUUCUGGAACAUGUGGAGGUUGUUUCCAAGGACGCUUACAUGUUCCUUGCUUCGAGAAGUGCACUGACCGCAAGAUGAAUACAUCGGAGAGGACCAAUUCAGGCUCAUCAGUAAGGAUAUCGUACGACAGAGAAUCUCUACAACGCUUGAGAACAUCACCUUAUUCAGGUGUAGUUCCUCGGUGUCUUCAUAGAGCAGAUCUUCUAUCCAUUCUGAACAUCCCUAACGACAGGGCAACCACAGAAACAAAAGAAGUUAUAGAAUCAGAAGAGGUUACGGAAGCGAAUAGAGAAUCCAUUAGGAGCAUGGCUCCCUCCACCAGAGAAGAUGUGAUAAGCCGUGCCCAAAUCAACUCCUACGGGUUACAAUGGACUGACCCUAAGCCUGUUGUUCCGGUAGGGCAAACAUAUGUUACACACGGAGACGCCGGAUUAAGAAAGACUUCCUUUACCUCUCAAACCGACAGGAAGCUUGAAGCUGAAGAGGCAAUGGACAUCAAUAAGGAGGCGGUUAGGAAAAUGAGUGUCCCCUCUAGAAAAGAAGUGAUCGAUGGUGACCAUUACAACCCAACUGGCUAUCAGUGGACAGAUCCUAAACCUGUUAUGCGAGCUGCAAACACAUCGUCACAACAAGCAGACGUAGGAAUGAAACCGCCGUGCUUUAUCCUUACAACGGACGUUAAGAGGGAAACUACAAGAUCUGAAGAGUCUAUGGAAAUUGAAACGAGGUCAGUUAGGGAUAGGAUUAGCCGUUUCCAAAGCAAACCCGCCGGCUAUCAGUUGACAGACCCUAAACCUGUUGAACAUGCUGCAAAACCAACGUCACGUCCAGCAGACUCAGAAUGGAGAAAGGCGUACUUUACUCAUCAAACGGACGUUAAAACUGAAAUUACGUCUUCAUACGAAGAAUACCGAAGACCAGAUGUGAAGCCUGUUAGACCGAAAUACUCACAAUCCGCACCGGAAGUAGAAACAGAAUUGAAAAAGACAAACGAUAGGAUUCAGAUAGAAUCGGAGACAGACUCGGUGCCUGCCAAUCCACCAAUCGUUGGUCAAAAGCAGCGAACGAAGAUGUUGUUCCAGUGCAUUGAGAACAACUGUACUCAGUUGGAGGCUCCUGGACUUUCCGGGCGAUGUCAGGAACACUAUGCAUGCGCGAAGUGUCCCUACUGGAGCGAUUAAAAAAGUUCUGGAAAAAUUGAUUGUACAUGCAUUUCCAUGGCAGAUAUCACUUCGUUAAGCAUACAACAUUGAGAGUUGUACAUCACUCUCGAUUACAUUCAUAAAAAGGAAAUAGUUACGACCACAGGGAAAUGUCGGAUUCUAUUGUCUAUGGAUCCUACCUCUGUGAGAAAUGAAACUAAGGUAUCGCUGACUUUAAUCUGGUGUCGUUAUAUAUCAUAAAAACAUAGUAUAUACCUGUGUAUAUUAAUUCAUUAUAUGUGUGAACACUUUAGCAUGUAGGCGUUACAUGGUAUCACAGGAAAUGACGUCAAUCUGUCCCUUAUAUCCAUGUAAUACAGAAAGGUAAGAUCAUAUUAUAUGUCAAUGCGGCCGCUACCUUACUUCAUUUACAUUGUUGAUCAUUAUGCGUCAUUUCAUGUUUUGUUCUGUUUUUUUUUUUUUUUUGGG